CCCUCAACAACUGCCCUUCUACCUUACUUCCCCCUCUUUGAAAUAUAUAUCUGGGAUUCAUCCAUCCUUUCAUAUAUAUAUCCUCUUUUUUACCCCCUCUCCCACCCAAAAUAAUCCUUUCACGAGGGAAGAAUCUUUCCCCAGCGCCGUUAUCGCAAACGAAGCUCGGUUGAUCCUUGGCGCAAGCCCCCUCCGACUCACCCCACCCAUUCACCUCUCCACGCUCGCAGGAUACCAGCUCCAAAACAGAGCCAUUGACCCAAGGCAAUUCGAAUCCGCUUCACUAUGUCGGCUGGGGAUCCCAAUGGCGCCGCGAACGAGGUGUUCGAGGAGAGCGGCGAUGAGAGGCAGUCCCAGUCCAUCCAGCACAUCCGCGCCAACUCGAGCAUCAUGCAGCUGAAGAAGAUCCUGGUUGCCAACCGUGGAGAAAUUCCCAUUCGUAUUUUCAGAACUGCUCACGAGCUUUCCCUACAAACAGUCGCCGUCUUCAGUUAUGAGGACAGACUCAGCAUGCACAGGCAGAAGGCCGAUGAGGCCUAUGUCAUCGGCAAGCGUGGCCAGUACACGCCUGUCGGCGCAUACCUGGCUGGAGAUGAGAUUAUCAAGAUCGCCUUGCAACACGGCGUCAACAUGAUCCAUCCAGGCUACGGUUUCCUUUCCGAGAAUGCCGAGUUUGCUCGCAAUGUUGAGAAGGCUGGCCUUGUCUUCGUCGGCCCAUCCCCCGAGGUCAUCGACGCCCUCGGAGACAAGGUCUCUGCCAGGACCCUUGCCAUCAAGGCCGGCGUCCCGGUCGUCCCGGGUACCGAGGGCGCCGUCGAGAAGUUCGAGGACGUCAAGAAGUUCACCGACGAAUACGGCUUCCCCAUCAUCAUCAAGGCCGCCUACGGUGGCGGUGGCCGCGGCAUGCGUGUCGUCCGCGAGCAGGCGUCGCUGAAGGAGUCCUUUGACCGCGCCACCUCCGAGGCCAAGUCCGCCUUCGGCAACGGCACCGUCUUCGUCGAGCGCUUCCUCGAUAGGCCUAAGCACAUUGAGGUCCAGCUACUCGGUGACAACCACGGUAACAUCGUGCACUUGUACGAGCGCGACUGCUCCGUGCAGCGCAGACAUCAGAAGGUCGUCGAGCUGGCCCCCGCCAAGGAUCUCCCCCAGAGCGUCCGCGAGGCCCUCCUCAACGACGCCGUCAAGCUCGCCAAGUCGGUCAACUACCGCAACGCCGGUACCGCCGAGUUCUUGGUCGAUCAGCAGAACAGAUACUACUUCAUCGAAAUCAACCCCAGAAUCCAGGUCGAGCAUACCAUCACUGAGGAGAUUACGGGUAUCGAUAUCAUUGCCGCCCAGAUCCAGAUUGCUGCCGGUGCUACGCUGCCACAGCUUGGUUUGACUCAGGAUCGCAUCUCGACUAGGGGAUUCGCGAUUCAGUGCAGAAUCACUACCGAGGACCCCUCGAAACAGUUCUCGCCGGAUACGGGGAAGAUUGAGGUUUACCGUUCAGCUGGUGGUAAUGGUGUCCGCCUUGAUGGCGGUAAUGGCUUCGCCGGCGCGGUUAUUACUCCUUACUACGAUUCUAUGCUUGUUAAGUGCACAUGCCACGGCUCUACCUACGAGAUUGUCCGCCGCAAGAUGUUGAGAGCUCUGGUUGAGUUCCGCAUUCGCGGCGUCAAGACCAACAUCCCCUUCCUCGCCUCGCUCCUCACCCACCCCACCUUCAUCGACGGCAACUGCUGGACGACCUUCAUCGACGAUACCCCCGAGCUCUUCGACCUUGUCGGCUCGCAGAACCGCGCCCAGAAGCUGCUCGCCUACCUCGGCGACAUCGCCGUCAACGGCUCCAGCAUCAAGGGCCAAGUCGGCGAGCCCAAGUUCAAGGGCGAGAUCAUCAUGCCCGAGCUCUUCGACGACGAGGGCACCAAGAUCGACGUCACCGAGCCCAGCACCCAGGGCUGGCGCCAGAUCCUCAUCGAGCAGGGCCCCGAGGCCUUCGCCAAGUCCGUUCGCGCAAACAAGGGGUGUCUCCUCAUGGACACCACCUGGCGUGACGCCCACCAGUCUCUCCUCGCCACCCGUGUCCGCACUGUUGACCUGCUCAACAUCGCCAAGGAGACCAGCCACGCAUAUGCUAACCUGUACUCGCUUGAGUGCUGGGGUGGCGCGACCUUUGAUGUCGCUAUGCGCUUCCUCUAUGAGGAUCCUUGGGACAGACUCCGCAAGAUGAGGAAGCUCAUCCCCAACAUCCCCUUCCAGAUGUUGCUGCGUGGCGCUAACGGUGUGGCGUACUCGUCGCUGCCGGAUAAUGCUAUUUACCACUUUGUGGAGCAGGCGAAGAAGAAUGGUGUUGAUAUCUUCCGUGUUUUCGAUGCGUUGAACGAUAUUGAUCAGCUUGAGCUUGGUAUUAAGGCUGUUCACAAGGCGGGAGGUGUUGUUGAGGGAACCGUGUGCUACUCGGGAGACAUGUUAAACCCAAAGAAGAAGUACAACCUCGAGUACUACCUCGACGUUGUGGCGAAGCUCGUCGCCCUAAACAUCCACGUCCUUGGUAUCAAGGACAUGGCUGGUGUCCUCAAGCCCAAGGCUGCCACUCUCCUGAUUGGCGCCAUCCGCGAGAAGUACCCCGACCUCCCCAUCCACGUCCACACCCACGACUCCGCCGGUACUGGUGUCGCCUCCAUGGCCGCUUGCGCUGCUGCCGGAGCCGAUGUUGUCGACACUGCCACUGACAGCUUGUCGGGAAUGACCUCCCAACCAAGUGUUGGCGCCGUGCUCUCGUCUCUGGAGGGCAGCGACUUUGAGACCGGCCUUAACGUCCACCACAUCCGUGCCAUUGACACGUACUGGGCGCAACUCCGUCUCCUCUACUCGCCAUUCGAGGCUCACCUCACUGGCCCAGAUCCAGAGGUUUACGAGCACGAGAUCCCAGGUGGCCAGCUCACCAACAUGAUGUUUCAGGCCCAACAGCUUGGCCUUGGAGCCCAGUGGGCACAGACCAAGAAGGCUUACGAGCAGGCCAACGACGUCCUCGGUGACGUGAUCAAGGUCACCCCAGUAUCCAAGACCGUCGGUGAUCUUGCCCAGUUCAUGGUCUCCAACAAGCUCACCCCAGAGGCCCUCAUCGCGAAGGCAUCCGAGCUGGACUUCCCCGGCUCCGUCCUCGACUUCUUCGAGGGACUCAUGGGCCAGCCCUACGGCGGCUUCCCCGAGCCGCUGCGCAGUCACGCGCUCCGCGACCGCCGCAAGCUCGACAAGCGCCCCGGCCUCUUCCUCCCCCCUAUCGACUUCGCCAAGGUCAAAAAGGAGAUCCGCCAGAAGUGGGGCAGCGUGACCGAGUGCGACAUUGCCUCCUCCGUCAUGUACCCGGCCGUGUUCAACGACUACAAGAAGUUCACGGAGAAGUACGGCGACCUCAGCGUGCUGCCCACCAAGUACUUCCUCUCCAAGCCUGAGAUCGGCGAGGAGUUCAGCGUCGAGCUCGAGAAGGGUAAGGUCCUCAUACUCAAGCUCCUCGCUAUCGGCCCAUUGUCCGAUAUCACCGGUCAGCGUGACGUCUUCUACGAGAUGAACGGUGAGGUCCGCUCCAUCACCGUCGAUGAUAAGCUCGCGGCUGUCGAGAACGUCUCGAGGCCCAAGGCCGACCCCGGAGAUUCGUCGCAGUGCGGCAGCCCGAUGGCUGGUGUGGUUGUCGAGAUCAGGGUUAAGGAGGGCUCUGAGGUAAAGAAGGGCGAUGUCAUUGCUGUCAUCAGCGCCAUGAAAAUGGAGAUGGUUGUUACGGCUGCGCAUAACGGUGUUAUUGCCCAGCUCGUUGUCAAGGAGGGCGAUUCGCUGUCGGGACAGGAUCUCAUCUGCAGGGUUGUGAAGCCAUAGGUUAUGUUUGGGUAGUUUUGUGUUUUUGUCAAAUCUAAGAUUCCUAUUUUAAAUAGAUGUUGCUCUGUGCUGUGUCUGCUGGUGUGGUGAAGCUGGUAACUUGCGGGGCUAUGGUGGCACUUCAUGGUCUUCGCAUGGGGGAUGGAUCUGUCUGCCAUCUUGUGUUCGCGGGAAUCACUGAUAUAAGAAUAUGUAUGCUAAAUGAGACAGCUUGAUUAUGAAAUGCUAACUAUUUUGUAAGAGACA
Messenger RNA from Pseudogymnoascus destructans, 4101 nucleotides. RefSeq names its product pyruvate carboxylase (gene PYC1). Lineage: Eukaryota; Fungi; Ascomycota; Leotiomycetes; Thelebolales; Thelebolaceae. Gene Ontology annotation, biological process: pyruvate metabolic process; gluconeogenesis. The record is from RefSeq and is a predicted model, not a curated record. The coding region runs from base 286 to 3855 and encodes 1189 amino acids. Gene Ontology annotation, molecular function: pyruvate carboxylase activity; ATP binding; metal ion binding. Gene Ontology annotation, cellular component: cytoplasm. The transcript has 10 exons.